AUGAAGCGGUAUUUUAUCGGAUUGAGCAUUUUGGCCGUCUGUUUGAGCGUAACAGUAGGUAGUGAAACCCCCUCAACGACUGUUGAACCAGGUGCCACUGCAUCUGUAAACAUAACUAUAUUCCGAUCUGGCGUAGCUUUCGCUCCUCAACCCCUUCCAGCCCCCUUUGCCGUUAGCAAGGGUGAAUGCAUCGUGUCUGCAUUCGUCAACAUUGGCCGUACGACUACGUGGACCUUGGUCAAGAAGAUCGACUUCGGAAGCUUCGUUGAGCCUGAGGGGAUUGUGAGGAUCGGGGAGGACAGAUACUUCGUCAGUCACAACGAAUACUACGAGAGGACUGUGAAGUUUCCCGAGGUCGUCGAUGGAACGGACCGUACACCUGGCGUCGGGCUAGGACUUAUGACAAUCAUCGACGGACAAGGUAGACACAUCGCCCGAGCUGCACUGAACGAGGUUGGUUCACUGGAGUAUCAUAACGGCGGUAUUGAUUACGAUGGGCGAUAUAUCUGGGCCAACAUCGCGCAAUAUCGACCGAACUCAACUUCUACGCUGGUCAGGAUUGAUCCCUUAACGUUGCAUCACAUCCGUAUUGCGCACUUCGCCGACCACACUGGCGGCCCGGUUCACAACACCGACACGGGCACAGUGACCAGUCUGAACUGGGGGUCGCGAAAUGCGACAUCCAUAGACCUUCACAAAAUAGACAGCCAUGCAUACCCAUCGUUCACCCCAUUCGGAAGUCUGGUUCGAAAUCCCUCCUACUUCGUUGACUACCAAGACUGCAAGUUCCUCGGGCGCAUCAAACGGUUUGGUAACAAGCCCCACAUGUUCUGCGGGGGCCUUGCAUCCUUCGGGGGCGUGAAUAUCGGCGGACUAGCCGUCAUCGAUAUGGAAACAAUGGUUCCACGGCUAGAAGUGCCCAUAAUGCUCCAAAGUGAGAAUGGUUGGCUCUUGACUACCAAUCCAGUUGACGUCGAUUGUGUGGAUGGAAAGCUCCAGGCAUAUUUCUUUCCAGACCAAGAAGUCAAUAAUGCAAUGCUCUAUUUAUACGAAGCUGACCCACAGAGUCCCUUUGAAUUUGGAGGUGGCAAACAAUAG
Messenger RNA from Pleurotus ostreatus (oyster mushroom), 1098 nucleotides. RefSeq lists its product as uncharacterized. The coding region runs from base 1 to 1098 and encodes 365 amino acids. The record is from RefSeq and is a predicted model, not a curated record. The transcript has 4 exons. NCBI's taxonomy places the organism in Eukaryota, Fungi, Basidiomycota, Agaricomycetes, Agaricales, Pleurotaceae.